Molecule: messenger RNA, 2400 nt
Organism: Ilex paraguariensis (yerba mate)
Lineage: Eukaryota; Viridiplantae; Streptophyta; Magnoliopsida; Aquifoliales; Aquifoliaceae
Source: the annotation of a GenBank genome assembly
AUGUAUGAUGUUAAGAGGUGUUUCUAUCUGCUUAUGUACUUUGCUUUCACUUCAUUACAGGAGGAUGCAGAUGAAGAUGAUGAAUCAAAUGACGAUGAUGUGGAUGAUAAGUCUUCUUCUCAUUCAGAUUUUUCAGAGGAAGAAGAUCGAGAGAGAGAUGAGGAUGAUAUGGGAAAUGCUUCAAAAUGGAAAGAUUCCUUGGUGGAAAGGACCAUUUCAAGACAGCAUAGUAAUCUUUUGCAACUUGUAUAUGGGAAAUCUGAAUCAAAGUUGAGUGCUUAUACUAAUGACGCUCAGUGUAGCACUGAGGAUGAAGAAAGCGAGGACGAUGAGCUAUUUAAGCCAAAAGGAGAGGGAACAAAGAAAUUGGGAGAGGGAUCAGAUACUGAUAAUGUAAAUACUGAUGAUUAUUCCAAAGUCACAAAUCAUUAUAGUCUGCAAAACUGGAGAAAAGAAGAGUUUGCUGAAAGCAUUCGUGACCGUUUUGUCACUGGAGAUUGGUCAACAGCUGGUCGCAGAGGUCAAAUCUCAGAAGCUGAUAGUGAUGGCGAUGUUUUGGGUGAUUUUGAAGACUUGGAAACAAGUGAAAAGCAUGAGAGCCGUCAAACUAGUGAUAAUGGUGAUGAUGAUGCAGUACACCAGCAUGAUGACGUAACAACCGAGGAGCGGAGGCUUAAAAAGCUUGCUAUUCGUGCAAAAUUUGACACUCAGUAUGAUGGGUCUGAAUCACUUGAUGAGGAAAAUGGCAACAAACGUGGAACCAAAUUUCAUCGGAACCAGGUGAACGACAGUGGAUUUGUUGAAAAGCUCAAAGAGGAGAUUGAACUUCGCAAGCAACAUAAUAUAGCUGAGCUAAAUGAUCUUGACGAGGCCAAGCAGUUGGAAAUUGAGGGAUACAGAACAGGGACUUACGUCAGAUUGGAGAUUCAUGGUGUUCCCUGUGAAAUGGUUGAACAUUUUGAUCCCCGUGAUCCUAUUCUUAUUGGAGGAAUCGGGCUUGCAGAGGAAAAUGUUGGAUACAUGCAGGUCCGACUAAAGCGACAUAGAUGGCACAAAAAGUUACUGAAGACUAGAGAUCCGAUGAUAGUUUCGAUUGGAUGGAGGCGAUACCAAACUACUCCUAUUUAUGCUGUCGAGGACCGUAAUGGACGUCAUCAUAUGCUCAAGUAUACUCCGGAGCACAUGCAUUGUCUUGCCAUGUUUUGGGGCCCUCUUGCACCUCCGAAUACUGGUGUAGUCGCUGUUCAAAAUUUAUCCAACAAUCAGGCAACGUUUAGGAUCACAGCAACUGCAGUGGUUCUGGAGUCCAACCAUGCUGCACGCAUAGUGAAGAAGAUUAAGCUUGUUGGCUGCCCAUGCAAGAUCUUUAAGAAGACAGCACUUAUCAAGGAUAUGUUCACUUCAGAUCUUGAAAUAGCCAGGUUUGAAGGAGCUGCUGUCAGAACAGUAAGCGGUAUCCGUGGGCAGGUGAAGAAGGCUGCAAAGGAAGAUAUUGGUAACCAACAAAAGAAGAAAGGAGGACAACCUAAAGAAGGAAUUGCCAGGUGCACAUUCGAGGAUAAGAUUCUGAGGAGUGACAUUGUUUUCUUACGUGCAUGGACUCAAGUUGAAGUUCCUUGCUUUUACAACCCCUUGACAACAGCGCUCCAACCUCGUAACCAGACAUGGCAAGGAAUGAAAACUGUGGCUGAAUUGAGGAAUGAACGCAAUUUUCCAGUGACUGUUAACAAGGAUUCACUCUACAAGCCAAUUGAAAGGAAGCCAAGGAAGUUCAACCCACCAGUUAUCCCGAAGUCAUUGCAGGCAGCCCUCCCAUUUGCUUCAAAGUCCAAGGAUAUCCAACGUCGAAAGCGGCCACUUCUUGAAAAUCAAAGGGCUGUCGUGCUGGAACCUAAUGAGCACGAAUUGCAUACGCGUGUUCAACACCUUCAAUUGAUUACGCAUGAAAAGAUGAAGAAGCGAAAGCUUAAGGAAGAGGAGAAGAGGAAAUCACAUGAAGCAGAGAAGGCCAGGGAAGAGCAGCUUUCCAAAAAACGUCGUAGAGAAGAACAGCGGGAGAGGUUCCGUGAGCAAGAUAACUUAAAAAGGAAAAGCCGGGGAGGGUCUGGGGCCUAAUGCCUUUCUAAUUACAGUCAUUUAUUAAAUUCUUUGUGCAUUGUCUGCGCAAUAUUAGGCCAGUUUUGUCAAUUCUAAUGCAAAAUUUAUGACUCUCAGUAAACUAAUCCUCGGGUUCGCAGUGAACUUUGGUGGCGAUUUGAACCUUGGCGAGCUUGUACAUCAUUCGUAUCUAACAGGUGGUGGUUUUGCAUUAAUCGGCUACAGAAAGCCUGAAUGGCAUUGAAAUAUGUGUAUAUAUUUGGUGAAUUCUCCCUUUUAUUUCAAUUUUGAAACAACUAAGUA